This is a messenger RNA of Oryzias melastigma (Indian medaka), 879 nucleotides long. It is a transcript of the gene atg101, whose product is annotated as autophagy related 101. Gene Ontology annotation, cellular component: phagophore assembly site. The transcript has 2 exons. Bases 74 to 730 code for a protein of 218 amino acids. Gene Ontology annotation, biological process: autophagy; autophagosome assembly. Lineage: Eukaryota; Metazoa; Chordata; Actinopteri; Beloniformes; Adrianichthyidae. The record is from RefSeq and is a predicted model, not a curated record.
UUUCCGUGACAGAGGUUGCUCGUAGAAGCUAGCAUCCUUCUCUCGGAUUGCUGGUCGUUCAGGGAAAUAAAUCAUGAAUUGCCGCUCGGAGGUUCUCGAGGUGACCGUGGAGGCGCGGCAGGUCGAUGAAGCGAUGCUGGCGCUGCUGCACACCAUCCUGCUGCACCGCAGCACCGGGAAAUUCCACUACAAAAAGGAGGGCACGUACUCCAUCGGUACCGUGGGAACAGCAGACAGCGACUGCGAUUUCAUCGACUUCACCUUCGUCAGGGUGUCAUCUGAGGAGCUGGACAGGGUAAUCAGGAAGGCUGUCUGCGAGUUUAAGGAUGCCCUGAACAACUCCGGUAGUGACGGCAUGGGUCAGAUCUCUCUGGAGUUUUACCAGAAGAAGAAGUCCCGCUGGCCCUUCUCAGAUGAGUGCAUCCCGUGGGAGGUGUGGACCAUCAAAGUCAACGUCGUCAACCUGGCCAACGAGCAGGAGAGGCAGAUCUGCAGAGAGAAAGUGGGAGAGAAGCUGGGGGAGAAGGUCAUCAACGUGGUCGAGGUCAUAAACCGCAACGAAUAUCUGCCCAAAAUGCCCACGCAGUCUGAGGUGGACAAUGUUUUUGACACCAGCCUCAAAGACGUCCAGCCAUAUCUGUACAAAAUCAGCUACCAGAUCACAGAUUCACUGGGAACGUCUGUGAGCACCACCAUGAGGAGACUGAUCAAAGACACGCUGGCGCUGUGACAUCCCAAACAUCUGUGUUUCUGUAAAUCACAGAUUCUGUUUUAUUUUCCACCAGACUGUCUCUGAAGAGUACAGGUUUGGUGAAGAUUUCUAUUCCAAAUGUUGCCUCUGUAAAUCAUUGUACAUUAAAUCCAUAAAUGUUAACAGUC